AUGGACGAUGACGAGAGUAAGGUUGGCAAUUCCAACAACGAGGCUCAUGUCGAGAUUACAUCCUUCAAUGAAGCCCUGGUCCGCCCUAUUGCGCCGAAAACGAAAAAGAAGCGCGCGUUUAAAAAGAAGAACCCGGCAAUGGGUGACACUGCAUUUCUACGCAAACGAACGGCUAAUCUGUUGAGUAUAACGAAGCAAAAUUCCGACAACAAGGAAGGUGCCCUUGGGGGCGGUAUGAAAGUUGAUCGGAAGACCUUCCACUUCCUCAUGGAUGCUUGGGCAUUUUCCGGAGAAAUUGAUGCUGUUGAACAAGCGAGUGGACUGCUGUCCCGUAUGGAGGAAUUGGCAUCUUGGGGAAAUUUCAAUAUCGAACCUGACGUUCGUUCGUAUACCAAAAUGAUCAACGCCAUCAGCCGUUCGACAGCCCCUUCUGCAGGGGACGAAGCCGACGCAAUCUUUGCAAAAAUGGAAGAGCUCUAUCAAACAGGGAGCAACCGCGCGGCUCGUCCGAAUACAUAUACCUAUACUGCCGUAAUAGAAGCUCAUGCCCAUUCCGGCGCACGGGGCAGUGCUAAACGAGCCGCAGAAUGGUGCGAACGAAUGAUUGAUGCGUACGAACCAUCACCGCAUAACGAGAACAAAGAAUCAAGUGUCCGCCCAACUGCUCGUGCUUUUAACGCUGCAAUUUCGGCAUACGCCAAGUCAGGAGAAGAAGGAGCAGCGGCUCGAGCAGAACGCUUGUUUGAUCGAAUGGAAGAAUUGUACGAGACGGGAGUUGAAGAAGCAAAACCCAACGCUUUCAAUUUUAACUCGCUCAUUACAGCAUGGGCUAACUGCUGCGAGGAAGGUUCAGCACAGCGCGCGGAGGAAAUUCUAGAGCGCAUGGAGUAUUUGUACAAGCAAGGAGAUGAGAAAUGUAAGCCGACAACAAUAUCAUUCAACGCUGUUAUUGACGCGUACGCGAAAUCGGGUGAUGAAUAUGCAGCGCAAAAAGCUGAAGAAGUUUUACGGCAUAUGGAAGAUCUCUAUGGAUCGGGACAAAAUCUUGACGCUCGUCCGAAUGUAAGAUCGUUCAAUUCAGUCAUCAAUGCUUGGGCAAAAAGUCGAAACGAAGAGGCGGCUUGGAAAGCGCAGGAUAUGCUGGAUUUGAUGGAGAAGCUCUACGCUAAAGGUAACAAAGAAGUGCGACCAGAUGUACACAGCUUCUGCACGGUAAUUAAUGCUUGGGCCCGGAGUCAACAGCACGGUAAAGCUGAGCGAGCCCUGAAUUUGUUUCGUGAAAUGAAGCAGCUUCAUGAGGCUGGUAACAAGCACUUGAGACCGAACACGGUAGCAGCGAAUGCGGUAAUGAACGCGUGCGCGUAUACGUCCGGAGAUGUUCAUGAACAGAACCGAGCGGUAGAAAUCGCUCACACUAUUUUAAAGGAACUGGAACAAUCUCCUUAUGGAAAACCGGACCAGGUGACCUACGGGACUUUUCUGAAAGUAUGUGCAAAUCAAAUGCCGGACUGCAGCACACGCAAUCAAGUUAUUUCCGUCGUUUUCAAAAAGUGUCAGAAGACGGGGCAGGUGGGGAAUUUUAUUCUACAGCAGCUCAAAGCCAUGGCGUCAGAAGAAACAUAUAUGAUGUUGUUGGGUCGAGGGAUCCACGAAGACAUCCAGAUAGCGGACCUCCCCUCCGAGUGGUGGUGUAAUGUUGUCGAGAACCGGUGGAGGCGUCGUGGAAACUAA
Messenger RNA from Phaeodactylum tricornutum CCAP 1055/1, 1731 nucleotides. RefSeq lists its product with no specific name. Gene Ontology annotation, molecular function: protein binding. The record is from RefSeq and is a predicted model, not a curated record. The transcript has 2 exons. Lineage: Eukaryota; Bacillariophyta; Bacillariophyceae; Surirellales; Neidiaceae. Bases 1 to 1731 code for a protein of 576 amino acids.